AUGGGCAAACAAUUUCAACCCAAGCUUGCUCCCACCGAGAGCCCGUGGACCUACAACCGCCCCGCCAGCGCCAAGCUGCACCUCGACAAGGUCGUCCAGCUCCCCGUGCUCCUCGUCCUCGGCAGCGUCGCGCAGUGCCUCCUCUCCAUCGCCCUGCCCGCGCGCUGGGCCGUCGUGCCGCUCCUCGGCUACCUCGCCAUCAGCGGCCUCUCCCUCCUCCUCAACACCACCACGUCCCGCCACGCGGCCCCCCUGCCGCUCAACGUGGUCCCCGGGCGCGCCGCCGCGCAGCUGCCGCAGCGCGACGGCUCGUUCCUCGCCACGCCCGCCGAGGACCAGCUCGUCGUGUUCCACAUUGCCGCGCAGUUCAACCACCCGCUCGGGCCGCUGUGCCCCGGCGGCAAGGCCACGGGCGAGCGCUUCGACCGCCUCGUCGCGGACCUGCGCCGCCGCGCCGCCGAGCUCGGCGUGCUGUCGGUGAGCGCCUGGACGGGCGCCGUCGACGGGUCGUUUUCGACAAACACCAUCAUCUACUUCAAGGACCUGCAGAGCCUGCACGCGUUUGCGCACGAGGACAUGCACCGCGAGGCGUGGGAGUGGUUCGCGGCGCAGCGCUUCCCGCACCUCGGCGUCUUCCACGAGACGUUUCUGGUGCCGCGCAAGAGCUACGAGUGCGUCUAUCUCAACUGCAAGCCGCUGCUGAUGGGCAGCGCGGCGAGCCUGGCGCGGGACGAGAAGACGGGCGAGGAGAGGUGGGUGAAUGCGCUGGUGAGUGCGGAUACGCCGGUGCUGAAGACGCAGUAUGCAAGGAUGGGGCGGGAUCGUAAUGGUGUCGUGGUUGAGUAA
Messenger RNA from Akanthomyces muscarius, 846 nucleotides. RefSeq lists its product as uncharacterized. The record is from RefSeq and is a predicted model, not a curated record. The transcript has 2 exons. Bases 1 to 846 code for a protein of 281 amino acids. Lineage: Eukaryota; Fungi; Ascomycota; Sordariomycetes; Hypocreales; Cordycipitaceae.